AGCCUCUCUCUUUCCUCUUAUCUAUAUUGUGGAACACUGGACUGUUUAACUGAGGCUAUCUUGCACCACCACCUAUUGCCUGUUGGAGAUAAUACCAUAGAAGAAGUGGAUAAUAACACGGAGUAUAUAGAAGUGCUGGUUCCAAUCCUACUUUUGGACUUUGUCCAUUUUAGCAGCCCCCUGUGGCAUUUUGGAGGGACUGCACAAGAUUUUGUGGGACCUACUGUAUGUUCUGUGACCACCUGCUCCUGCCUGCAACAACCUCAUUAUCACCUGCAAGUUUUUUAUUGGGUCCUGUAGGACCCACAGGGUCCCAAUCCUGAUGCAUGACUCAUUCAGGUGAUGGUUAGUAAAAACCAUUUAUUUCAACCAUUAUCUUAGGUGUAUGGUCAGCCUAAACCAUGCCAUAGUUAUACAGUUGGUCUAAAUUUGUAUUGAACCCAGUUGCCUAUGGCCAAGCUGUUCUAGGUCUUGAGAGAAGCACUAAGAUUGGAUAAUAAUGGUGGGCUUGACUGUGUCUGUAAACUUGUUUUAACCUAAUGUUUAAAUAAGAAAUCAAUGUAGUUUGUGAACUUGUUUUAACCUAAUGUACAAAUAAGAAGGCAAUAUAGUUUGCGAACUUGUUUUAACCUAAUGUAUAAAUAAGAAGGCAAUAUUCACUUUAUCGAAAACAUUCUGGAUGGACACCAAACUCUAAGGACUUGGAUGUUACUAUGUGGUCUUUAUUAUCAUAAUGAUUUGACACUUACUAUGCAGCUAUGAGUCCAUUUGUCAUACUAGUUGCCAAAACUCAUUAGGAGAUGCCCCCAUUCAUUAUAAAAAAAAUCCCCAAAUAGCUAGCAUUGUACUGUGUUACCAUAAAUACAGACAUUUGUUCAGAUGUAGCUUUGCAGCUGGCUAUUAUAGACACAUACUAUUUGUUGUUCUAUACAUUUAUCACAUUUAUAAAGUCUAUUAUCUUCUCUAAUCCAUGUAAAGAAAUGUCCAGACGAAGGUGUAACUCUUUCCUUAGCUUCCAAUAGGCUUAGACAGAAUGACCAGCUAAUUGAAUAUGCAUUAUGCAUUAGCCAUUCAAGUGAAGCCCAAUAAAAAGCCAGGGCACAUUGUAUGCUGUCAGUCAACACCAGCACAUACACACACAGGAUAACAAUGGCUGUCUACUCCUAUUGUAUUUUCCUUCUACUGCUCAUACCUGGAGCAAACUGUUACACAGUGAAAAGUUACCUUAGACCAGAUUCCCGUACUCUACAAGAAUAUGUCAACAGAACUGACAAAGAAGAAAUCAUGGAUGGUGGCUCAACACAUCUACCCAACUUCAUGCUCAGCCUCUAUCAAAGGUUUCAUCGUCUAGAGUCCAGGCAUGGAGAAGACCUGAUACCAGCGAUACCACAUGGCUUUCCAUCCAGUCCACAAGCUGACAUUAUUAGGAGCCUUGCAGCCAAAAGCAUUGACAAAAUGGGAGAAAGAUGUGUCCUGGUUUUCGACUUUUCAUCUCUCAGCCAUGAUGAGGAGCUUCAAUUUGCAGAAAUUCGAAUUAGAACAUCCACAAUGGAAAAACCUGUUGGAGAUGGAACACACGUGACUAUGGAUGUUUUUCAUGAUAAUUCAGCAUGUCAAAUAUCUGAUGAAUUAUGCAAAAACCAUGUCUAUUUGGGCAUGUUUAAAAGUGCGCUUCGGUCCAAAACUUCAGACAAUUGGAUGGUGAUAAAUGCUACAGAAAUUGUCUCCAAGUGGUUUGAUAUUUCAAAUAAAUCUGGCAUCCACCCAGCAAAAGUUAAAGAAAGGUUAAUAGGACCAGACGAUAUUAAAAACCGAUACAGAGAGCACACGUCUGAAGAUCAGCAGGUUCUGAUGUUUAUAUAUUCCAAUACUUCCAACAAGGAGAGGUCUGUGGUGACUGCUACUCUUCUACUAGAUGCCACACAGUCAAAAUACCUUACUACAAUGCCAAUCAUUAAAAACAUCACUGUGUCCAGAAGACGUAGAAGAAGCCAUAUGAUUAGAGAUCGCAUGAUGGGCAUCAAGCAAGCUCCAUCUGUUCCCAAUCCAAACAAUCUUUGCAGAAGAGUAGAUUUCAUUGUAGAUUUUAAGAUGAUCGGUUGGGAUACCUGGAUCAUUCACCCAAAAAGGUAUAAUGCCUAUCGGUGUGAGGGAACCUGCCCAAGUCCAGUAAAUGAGAGUGUCAAGCCAAACAAUCAUUCAUACCUACAGAGCUUGGUAAACCUCUAUAACAAUAGAAAAGCCCCAGAGGUGUGCUGCGUUCCCACCAAGAUGAGUUCCCUCAGCAUGGCAUACUAUGACCAUACGGAUAUUGCUUUCCAAGUUCAUGAAGGCAUGAUAGUAGAAGAAUGUGGAUGUCAGUGAAGUUAAAAAAAAAAAAUUGUUUCGGUACAAAUAACCCAACAAUUUAGCAACAUGGAACCUUUGGAUGUAUUACCAGUUACCACCAUUAGCUGAGAUAUUUUGCACAUAUCUAUCAUCAUAAUGGACCCAUUACAGUAAUGUGCACAAACUAUGUGAACGGAAUGGUUAUGGUUCCCAAACCACUUGUCAUCAAUGUAAUUAUGUACAAAUGUAUAUUGAUAUAGAUAUAUAUAUAUAGUAUUUAUUUAUUUUUUCAAAGUAGUUUUAUAUGAAUUUCUAAAAUAAAGGAACAUUUAAUAGAUGCUGUUCAACUUGAUUAAUAGAAUGAAGGAACUUGAAAUAUUAUAUUUAUUAUGUUAUCUAGAGAACAUUAACAGAAAGGAGAGGCACUCCAUGGUGCAGGAUAGCUACAAAGUACAGGUAAAGGGGGGGGAGGAGAUAAGCAGUUUACCGAAGCAAGUUGUGUACCCGCAUACACAACAAUGGUGAGCGCGUGGAUGAAGGUAAACGUUCAGCCUGACUGCAGCUUUCCUAU
Molecule: messenger RNA, 2899 nt
Organism: Hyla sarda
Lineage: Eukaryota; Metazoa; Chordata; Amphibia; Anura; Hylidae
Gene: NODAL
Product: nodal growth differentiation factor
Exons: 3
Coding region: 1108-2364 (418 amino acids)
Biological process (GO): SMAD protein signal transduction; BMP signaling pathway
Cellular component (GO): extracellular region
Molecular function (GO): growth factor activity; type I activin receptor binding; cytokine activity
Source: RefSeq, a predicted model, not a curated record